AUGUCUAGACAAGAAUUUCAAAAUUAUUAACAAUAACAAUCAGCAUAAUCCUUUAAAUAAGAAUCUGAAUAUUCUAUUUACUCUAAAGUAAUCUUAGGAGAUGGUGUAUUUUAUAUCUGAAUAUACUAGAUUCCAUAUAUUAAGGAGAAUGGUAAAACAAUUAAAGACAUGGCAAAGGUAUUUAAAUAUAUCCAAAUGGUAAUUUAACCAAUCUAAAGAAGGUAUUAUUUUUGAAGGAAUUUGGGAAGAUCAUAGAAUUGUUGGAAAAGUAAUAAAAAUUGAUGGUGACAUAAUAGACUGUGUUAUUGAAAAUAAUUAAAUUGUUUAGAGUUCAAAAACCAUACUAUAAGAAGACUUAGAACAUUUACUUAAUCAAUAAUUGGAGAAAAUUUAUACUUUAGAAAAAAUAACAUAACUAAUACAAACAAAUUUAAUCUUUUAACGCAUCAUUUCAGAUGGAAUUGAAUAUGAUGGACAAAUACAAAAUGAAAUGAA
Messenger RNA from Paramecium primaurelia, 495 nucleotides. The record is from the annotation of a GenBank genome assembly. NCBI's taxonomy places the organism in Eukaryota, Ciliophora, Oligohymenophorea, Peniculida, Parameciidae.